Molecule: messenger RNA, 498 nt
Organism: Penicillium cosmopolitanum
Lineage: Eukaryota; Fungi; Ascomycota; Eurotiomycetes; Eurotiales; Aspergillaceae
Exons: 2
Coding region: 1-498 (165 amino acids)
Source: RefSeq, a predicted model, not a curated record
AUGUCUGAGGAAGCACCGCAGGUACGUCUUUCCCAUACCAGCUCUUACCUGUUGCUGUGGCUCAGCCAGAUUGCCAAACCAAUCAACACAUGCAUCCAUUUCGGACUCUUGAAAGGCAACAAACAAGCUAACAAAGCACGACAGAUCAAGCAAGUCCCCUUUGCGGAGAUGUUCAAAGAUGACGAAGGAAAGGCCUUCCUCGCGGCCAUGGCGUCUCCCCUCGCCAUGAGGAUCAAGGAAGACCUAAAUACCAAGAAUAAUCCGUUGUUCAUGACCGGGACCUCUGAGCAGAUCAGACUGGCUCGAUUCAACAAGAACGGCGUGGAAUGGGAGCGGAAUGCCCGCCUGAAUGACGAGGGUAGUCUGGUUCUGAGCCCAGUCCCCGACCCGGUGGUGUUCCCUACCGGCGCAGCGUCCACCAGCGCAGCUUCAGCCAAGAAGACCCAGCCACCCAAGAAGGAUACCAAGAAGCCGACCAGUACCAAGGCAUCCAAGUGA